This is a messenger RNA of Bombina bombina (fire-bellied toad), 1595 nucleotides long. RefSeq names its product enoyl-CoA hydratase domain containing 2 (gene ECHDC2). Gene Ontology annotation, molecular function: enoyl-CoA hydratase activity. Gene Ontology annotation, cellular component: mitochondrion. The coding region runs from base 104 to 973 and encodes 289 amino acids. The transcript is spliced from 11 exons. NCBI's taxonomy places the organism in Eukaryota, Metazoa, Chordata, Amphibia, Anura, Bombinatoridae. Gene Ontology annotation, biological process: fatty acid beta-oxidation. The record is from RefSeq and is a predicted model, not a curated record.
GUAUAUGUAACUGAGGAGAGGUAUAUAAUAUACCUCACGAGAGCUGACACUUGCGUCCCCUCAUUACCAACAGAGGCCACUGGGGGCGCUGUGUCAGGUCACUAUGUGGAUCCGGGCGCUGUUGCUUCGGGGUUCGGGAUGUUGGGGGUUGGUGCCCGGGAAAGUCCGGGGGCUGAGCUCAGGAAGGCGGGAGGUGCAGACCGCUCAUCUGGAGGGCAGCAAUGCGGGCAUUGCUGAGAUAGUUAUGUGCAGACCACACGCCAGGAACGCACUGGGAAGACUCUUCGUAAAUGAGUUUUUUCAGACUAUUGAAACCCUCCGUCAUGACUCCAGCGUUCGCGUGGUGGUGGUUCGAAGUAUAGUACCAGGCGUUUUCUGCGCAGGCGCAGAUUUGAAGGAGAGAGCAAAACUGGACAAUGAAGAAGUGUCACUAUUUGUGCAGGGCUUGAGGAAUCUGAUGAGUGAGAUUGCUGCCCUGCCAAUGCCCACCAUUGCUGCGCUGGAUGGUCAUGCACUGGGUGGGGGUCUGGAGCUGGCACUAGCAUGUGAUCUCCGUGUAGCAGCUUCUUCUGCUAAGCUGGGGCUGAUUGAGACAACGCGAGGACUUCUGCCAGGAGCAGGCGGCUCUCAGCGACUGCCGCGGCUUCUUGGCAUUGGUCUGGCUAAAGAACUGAUUUUCACUGGGCGGCAAAUUGAGGCUGAGCAAGCUGAGCACAUUGGUCUAGUGAAUCAUGCAGUGCCGCAAAAUGCCGAUGGAGACGCUGCUUACAAGAGAGCGCUAGAGCUGGCACAGGAAAUCCUUCCACAGGCUCCAGUUGCUGUGAGGAUGGCUAAGCUGGCAAUCAGCAGGGGCUACGAGGUGGACAUCUCAUCAGGAAUGGCUAUUGAGGGCAUGUGCUACGGGCAGCUUUGCACUCUGUGCUGUGAAGGUCUGGUUAGGAAUACACAUACAAGAGAAGCACUCUACCAAUAACGAACAAAACAAUGGCUGGUAAUGGUCAUUCCUACAAAGGAUCGUUUGGAAGGGAUGGCAGCAUUCAAAGAAAAACGCCAGCCUCAUUACACUGGAGAGUAACUGCACUAGAUGGGAUCUGUUUGUUUGUUGUUAAUAAAUAGCAACCUGGUAUAUGUUACCGCCAUCUUUUUAUAUAUGAUCAAACUUAAUGCAAAAUUUUAACAGUGUUACCUAAGCUUUUUUUCUUAUAUACAUGUACUUUUGUAAGCCAGGACCGAAGUAAAACAGUCACACCAUACAGAAAGUGCCAUGGCAGCAUAUAAUGGCUUUCCUGAGACUGUAAAACUGUUAGUAGAUUUAAAAUAAUUUAUAGCUGGCUGUGCUAAAACGAAAAGGAUAAAAAUAUAGGGACAUACAUGUAACCAUCCAAAUAAAAAUGCUUAUUCAAUCAAACAAAUAGAAAUAUGCUCUUAGAGAAGACCCGUAUUUCACGUUGAUUUGUACCCAUGCAUUUUUCAAUUUUGACCUUUAUAUCCCUUUAAAGGGUUAGGAAAGUAAAAAUUAAACUUGUAUGAUUAAAAAAAAAAGCAUUUCAUUGUAAGCCACACUUAAAUAAACUCACUUCUAUUUUCAAAAUGUG